This is a messenger RNA of Amphiprion ocellaris (clown anemonefish), 4652 nucleotides long. It is a transcript of the gene mfge8b, whose product is annotated as milk fat globule EGF and factor V/VIII domain containing b. NCBI's taxonomy places the organism in Eukaryota, Metazoa, Chordata, Actinopteri, Pomacentridae. The transcript is spliced from 11 exons. The record is from RefSeq and is a predicted model, not a curated record. Gene Ontology annotation, molecular function: calcium ion binding. The coding region runs from base 111 to 1568 and encodes 485 amino acids.
GCUCGAGCCGCUGCAGAAGCAGCGUCCACAACUCCGCUGAGCUCCAGCCGACCUGUCGUCCUCAGAGCAAACCGAUUACAGACUAUUAACGACCAACAGAAACAGCAGCUAUGAAGGAGCAGACGCGUUUCCUCCUCUGCCUGCAACUUUUCACAGCUUGCCUGGUGUUUGGGGUUAACGGUGAUUACUGUACGGUGAAUGUGUGCAGCAAUGGUGGAACCUGCGUGACUGGGGCAGGGGCUCCAUUCAUUUGCAUCUGUCCUGAUGGCUUCUCUGGAGAAACCUGCAAUGAGACUGAGACUGGACCCUGCAACCCCAACCCAUGUAAGAAUGAUGCCAUCUGUGAAGUAACGGGCCAGUCCCGCAGAGGUGAUGUCUUCAGUGAAUAUGUCUGCAAAUGCCAGCCGGGCUUUGAUGGAGUUCACUGCCAGAACAGUGUCCAAGGCGCAGAUUUAAGUUCAAACAAAGAUGUAAACGACUGUGCUGGCCAGCCAUGUGAGAAUGGUGGCACCUGCAGAGACCUGGAUGGAGAUUUUAAAUGCCACUGCCCUUCCCCGUAUGUAGGGAAGCAUUGUCAGCUGCGCUGUAUUUCUCUGCUCGGCAUGGAGGGAGGAGGCAUCGCUGAGUCCCAAAUCUCAGCCUCAUCCGUCCGCUACAGCCUGCUGGGCCUGCAGCGCUGGGGACCUGAGCUCGCCCGCCUCCACAACAAAGGACUGGUUAAUGCCUGGAGUGCAGCUGCACAUGACAAGAACCCAUGGAUCGAAAUCAACAUGCAAAGAAAGAUGCGCUUUUCAGGUAUUGUGACGCAAGGGGCCAGUCGUAUGGGCACAGCUGAGUUCAUUAAGGCCUUCAAGGUGGCCUCCAGCCUUGACGGCAAGACAUAUACCAUGUACAGAACAGAUGGACAGAGGAAGGACCAUGUGUUUGUGGGGAACGUGGACAAUGACGGCACCAAGACCAACCUGUUUGACCCCCCGAUCAUUGCCCAGUACAUCCGCAUUGUUCCUGUUGUGUGUCGCAAGGCUUGCACAAUGCGAAUGGAGCUAGUGGGCUGCGAACUCAACGUGUAUUCAAACACCUCAGGUUGUUCAGAGCCGAUGGGCAUGAAGUCCCGACUGGUGUCUGACCGCCAGAUCACGGCCUCCAGCACCUUCCGCACCUGGAGCAUUGAGGCUUUCACUUGGCACCCUCACUACGCCCGGCUGGACAAACAGGGCAAGACCAAUGCCUGGAUCGCUGCCACCAACAACCGAUCUGAGUGGCUGCAGGUGGACCUGGAGUCUCCCAAGAAAAUCACAGGAAUCAUCACACAGGGAGCCAAAGACUUUGGCUCCAUCCAGUUUGUUACAGCUUUUAAAGUGGCCUACAGUGAUGAUGGACGGUCCUGGACUAUAGUGAAGGAUGAGAAAACAAGAGCAGACAAGAUCUUCCCAGGAAACAGCGACAACAACGUUCACAAAAAGAACAUCUUUGAGCCACCCUUCUAUGGCCGAUACGUCCGCAUCCUUCCCUGGGAGUGGCACGAGCGCAUCACCCUGCGAAUGGAGCUUUUGGGCUGUGAUGAGUAGCGCUGCCCUAAACGCUGUCCCCCCACCUCCUCCUUUCUCUACCUCCUCCCCCCUUUGGCCCUCCUUUGCCCUCCCUCCCCUCCUGAGCCACCUGCACUGCCUUGCUCUCAGCCCUAGGGGGCAGCAAACACCAGAGUAGCACACAACCUCUCCCACCUCCAACCCUGGCUGGUAGGAGGUGGGAGAUGUUACCCUUAACCACUGUUACCAGGACCGUUAUUGAGCUAAGCUCACAUGUCCCCUCAUUUUAUUGUUUCCUGAUUUGAUCACUCAUCUCUUCCACCUGAACCAAAUCUGUGAUCUCUUCAAGAAGCAGGACUGGGAUCAAAUUUGAUCCCAUUUAUUGGCUAAAUUAAAGGUGGGGAUUCCCUCAUUCCUGUGUCAGAGGUCAGGGGUAACAAGACUGCUGCUGUAUCAGUUGGUGCUGCCUGGACUUCUACCUGGAACAUUGAACCUCCAAGACCCACGGCUGGUGAUGUAAAUAAGCUCCACUAAACAGCUUGCACACAUCCUUUAACCGACCACUUGAUGUCCCCUCAAGUCACACACAAUAUAUAUCUUAAGAGGAUACAUUGAGAUGCAUGAUCAAUUAUUUUUCUUCACCAAAAUGUGCAUCCAUUCAUAAAAAACAAAACAAAACAGAUGAAUAUAAUGGUAAGUAACGUGAACUUUGUAUUCUGAUUUGUUGUGCUAAAUUAGCAAGUUAUUUCUAAAGAACGCACUUAAACAUAUUUUUAUUUGUUGAGCCAAAAAUAAGUGACCGAACAUCUCAAAGGCUCCCACUUAGUGCUUCAGUAUUCGUUGUAUUUCUCUGCAGUUGUUUGGACAGUAAAAUCCUCAGUUUAUGUUUCUCAUGUACAUUUGUUUGGAUUGCUUUAAGAGGUUUAACAUCUGUGGUGUAAACAUAGUGUUCAUUCAAACAUACACAGAUAGCAGCUAAUAACAGAUGAGUGAAAAUCCUCCAUUUAUACAAGUAAUUUUUACUGAAGCGGUGUACAAAACUCUUUUCGUGAUUUGGCUGCUUCAAAUCAAAUUGUGAAGUCAAGUCAUCUUGUGUCCAACACACCCCCAGGUUUUCGUGUUUGUGGGUGUAUUUCAAAAAAUUUGCUAACUACUGCACUGACGCAGACACACACAGAACUAAAGAGGAAUCAGAUAUGUUAAGUCUGUCUUUGUGGGACAUAAUCAGUCAGUGAACCAUCACAGUCUGUCUGUUUAACAGUCAAACAGAUGUGGCCUCAAAGCCAGAGGAGACACCCUCAUUGACAGACAGGAUGUUGUAAACAAAGGACAAAAAGAGUUUAAGAUCAUUGUUGAUGGGAAAGAGAAGAGAGACUGUUCAUUGCUCUUGAGGAAAAAGCCAUUAAGAUUUACACAUGCGGCUGUCAUGAGCUGGUAUGGUGUGUUCUGCCAAGAAAAGUGCAUGUUACGCAACAACUCAUGUUUUCAAGUCUUGCGUUAUUCAUUUGGAAAAUGAACUCACCUUUGGCAGUAAGUGUUUUAGUCACUUUACCUUUUUUUAAUAUACGUGACAGUUAAUGCAGUUUUCAUAUGCCAUUGGCUGCUACAGCAGAUGAGUAUUAAAUUGCAUGAGGUGGUUCAUUUCAGAAAAAACAAUUGCUUUCAUAGUCAGUGUACAGUUAAUUAGUCCCAUCUUUAACAGGCUGUUUGAUGUGGAAAGAAUAUGGAAAGAAGCCUGAUUUUUCUCACCAUCUGUGAUUCUCAGAACCACUUCAGACCUGGACACUUCUUUGGACCACUUGAAAUCCAUUUUUCAUUGGCAACAGGAUUCUUGGAAUAGCAGACAGCUGUGGAUGUAUUAUACUUUACACCAGUGUUUUGCUAGAAUAACAGUAUUAAAGCAGUAAUUGUCCAAAAAUUGCAUGUAUUACUGAUUGCUUAGCUUCAUAAAUUGAGAAAUGAAUAACAAUGUGGUGGCUGCAAGUUUAAAAAGAAUGAUGGAUGUUAUCGUCUCAGGUCAAAGCAAAUCUGCUCCAAAUGUAUAGUUAGUGCUACUGAACGCUACUCCUUCACUCACUCUCUUGGCUGUGCUUCUAGUUGUGUUCACCCUGUUUCACUUUUUUAUGGCACUUUGAUGUUUGUGUUUUAAUAUUUGAAAUAUUAAAAAACCAAAAAGAAAAACAAACAAAAAAACAGUAUUGUGCAUUGAAGAACAAAGAGUAAACAUAUACGCUAUUAUAUGUAGACGUAAAAUAGAAGAGAAUAUAGACAUUUAAUUCAGUGUCUUUGUUGGAUUAAACUGAGUUCUAAAAGUCUGGGGGAAUCUCUUGCUUUGUCAAAGUGUUAAUAUGUCACAUGCAUAUAUACAGUACCUCUGUUCUGGGUCUAUCCGCAUUAAUAGAUGUUAAUGUUUGCAGCAGAUCAUUUAUUUUGGGUCCAGCAUUAUGCCACUAGUUCAAAGCUGUGGCGCCGCUGAUAAGACGGCAAAAGAGAAACCAAAUUAAAACUGAUUUUAACGGUUCCACUGGACAUGACACGACCUGCCAUAUCAUCUGCUUCUGCCACCCCGUCACAGUAUUCUAAACCUUUCCACCCCAUGAAUUAUGAAUUAUGGGCUUGUGCAAUAUUAUACUGUGUUAGUUUUGAUAACAAUGAAUAUUAAUUCAAGAUCCUUAAAAAUGCAUGAGGGGAUAGCAGUGCCACUGAGAGGUCGCAGAUAGAUGUUGGUGUCAAACACUGUACAAUAUUUAUGAUUGAUGCAGACAGUUCCAUAAGCAGUCACCCGUGUUAUCCAUGUCUGCAUGCAUUUUAUUGACUAGUGUUGGUCAGUUUAAGUUGAACCGAUUUGACUUAAUUGGUGACAUAGCUUCAUAGUUUCUCGGUGUUCAUCAGCUUUGAUGUUAUAGAUAUUUUCUUCCCUUGCUAUUUUCUAUGAUUUAUCUAGAAGAAAUUGAUGUGUUUUAUUGUAUUAUGAAUUCAUUUCUUGCUAUACUGACUGCUGACCUCACAGAAUUUGGACUGGAUUUUUAUUUUUUUUAAAUUCCAGUAUUGUGUUUCUAAGAGGACCUUAUCUUUGGCCUUUAUAUUUUAAAAUGAAGAAUAAAUAAAGAAUUUAAAAACACA